GCCUCAUCUGGCACUGAGUAUCUCUGCUGCUGCUGCCGUUGCUGCUGAACUCAGCUGCUGCCUCUGCCUCGAGGACCCCAGCUCCUCUACCCCCUGGCCAUGAUGCCUGCUGCCACAGCCUUGCUCCUGGGGACCCUCCUCACUGCCUGGGCCCUGCUGCCUUUUGCCCAGGGCCAGACCCCCAACUACACCAGACCCGUGUUCCUGUGUGGAGGGGAUGUGACUGGGGAGUCAGGUUACGUGGCAAGUGAAGGUUUCCCCAACCUUUACCCCCCCAAUAAGGAGUGCAUCUGGACAAUAACGGUCCCUAAGAGCCAGACUGUGUCCCUCUCCUUCCGAGUCUUCGACCUGGAGUUGCACCCCGCCUGUCGUUACGAUGCUCUUGAGGUCUUUGCCGGUUCUGGAACCUCGGGUCAGCGGCUCGGACGCUUCUGCGGGACCUUCCGGCCGGCACCCUUAGUCGCCCCCGGCAACCAGGUGACCCUGCGGAUGACAGCGGACGAGGGCACGGGAGGACGAGGCUUCCUGCUCUGGUACAGCGGGCGGGCCACCUCAGGCACUGGCGCCCCCCAAGGCGCGAGGCGGAAAUGGGUCACCGACCCGCGGGUGGAAUGGGCGGCCUGGGGUUACUGGGACGAGCACCAAUUUUGCGGGGGGCGGCUGGAGAAGGCCCAGGGAACCCUGACCACGCCCAACUGGCCCGAGUCCGAUUAUCCCCCGGGCAUCAGCUGUUCCUGGCACAUCAUCGCGCCCCUGGACCAGGUGAUCUCGCUGACCUUCGGGAAGUUUGACCUGGAGCCUGACACCUACUGCCGCUACGAUUCGGUCAGCGUGUUUAACGGAGCCGUCAACGACGACUCCAAGAGGCUGGGGAAGUUCUGCGGUGACACAGCCCCAGGGCCCAUCUCCUCCGAAGGGAACGAGCUUCUUGUGCAGUUCGUCUCGGACCUCAGUGUCACGGCCGAUGGCUUCUCGGCCUCCUACAAGAUGCUGCCGCGGGGCAGCUCCGAAGCCGGUCCUCCACUCCCGAUCCCGGCUCCCAAGCCCGGAACUGGGUCCCAAGACAAGCCUGGAAUCCUGCCUGCGGAGAAACCGAAGGCCUUGCCUGAGGCCAAAGCAAUUCCAGGGGACCGGGAUGCAGCCAGUGUCCCCUGCCCAAAGCAGUGUCGGCGGACAGUCACCCUGCAGAGCAGCUUCUGUGCCAGCAGCCUGGUGGUGACCGCAACAGUGAAGUCCAUGGUUCGGGGCCCAGAGGAGGGCCUCACUGUCACUGUCAGUCUCAUUGGUGCUUACAAAACCGGAGGCCUGGACCUGCCCUCUCCACCCACUGACACCUCUCUGAAGUUCUACUUGCCAUGCAAGCAGUGUCCCCUCAUGAAGAAAGGAAUCAGUUAUCUUCUGAUGGGCCAGGUAGAAGAAAACAGAGGUCCUGUCCUUCCUCCAGAGAGCUUUGUGGUUCCCUACCGGCCCAACCAGGACCAGAUCCUCACCAACCUCAGCAAGAGAAGGUGCCCCAAAUAGCCUGUUGGGGCUGCUGGGUCCCAGGCCUGAGACUCAGGCCAGCCUCCCAUCCCUUGCCCUAGGGACCCAAUUCUUAUCCAAAUAAAUGUUUCUUGACUGACAA
Molecule: messenger RNA, 1624 nt
Organism: Manis pentadactyla (Chinese pangolin)
Lineage: Eukaryota; Metazoa; Chordata; Mammalia; Pholidota; Manidae
Gene: PCOLCE
Product: procollagen C-endopeptidase enhancer
Exons: 10
Coding region: 100-1521 (473 amino acids)
Molecular function (GO): protein binding
Source: RefSeq, a predicted model, not a curated record